This is a messenger RNA of Argiope bruennichi, 7691 nucleotides long. RefSeq lists its product as uncharacterized. NCBI's taxonomy places the organism in Eukaryota, Metazoa, Arthropoda, Arachnida, Araneae, Araneidae. Gene Ontology annotation, cellular component: extracellular region. Gene Ontology annotation, molecular function: protein binding; peptidase inhibitor activity. Bases 251 to 6271 code for a protein of 2006 amino acids. The record is from RefSeq and is a predicted model, not a curated record. The transcript is spliced from 22 exons.
CAGAUGCCCUCAGUUUGCUCCGCGUAACCAGUUCGAGUAGCAGCCUGUGCAACGAGCUCUCUCAGCCAGUAGAGAUGUCUCCGUCGUUUGCGUUCAUUCCUCACUAAUGGGCCACGGACCUGUUCACGCGGUUGGGAUUACCCAGUGAUAUGUGUCUUCGAUUGUUCUGAGUCAAGUAUUUUCCAUUGUGAGUAAUUUAUUGUAUUCUUUUUCAGACAUAACUGUGAUAAUUUUUUUAAACAAACAAGUGAUGAUGGCCAUGAUGAGACUGUGGUGUUUUGUCGUACUGUGCGCCGUCUUGGUGAUGUGCGAAGAGAGGCUAGAGGAUAAGAUGGUGGAAGAGGACAAAGGGUUUGGUGAAGAAAAUUUGAAUUCCUACGGUGGGACUGUUGUGGACGAUAAAUUAUCUUCGGGAACACCGAUUGUGGAUGCAGCUAGUGAGCAUUCGGUAACGACAGUGGACGCUAAUGUCACUCUAUUGAACGAUGAAAGCAGUCAAUCAGUCACGACUGUUCCUACAAAAGAAACGACAGAUUUAGACACUAAGCCACCUAUGACUGUGUCGAAUCCUCCACCAACAUUUACCACCCACAAAAUCGACCCUAAAAAGGAUUCGAAGAAGAAAAAUAAGCAUAACUUCAAGAAAAAGGAUAAGCAUUUAGAUGAUGAAGAAGCUAUGGAAAUGCACCAUGACCAUAAAAUGAAAAUUAUGGAGACUACAACAAAUUCCAAGCCUGUUGAUACCGAGGCUUUGACCGAUAGUGUGACAACUGUAAUGACGACUCAUAUCAUUCCAGUGACAACGGAAGAGGCUCAUGAGACAACAACAGCUGGUCAGAAAUCCUCUGAAAUGCCUCAGACAGAUUUAAAUACGGAUUCAAUGCGAUUAGCUCGAGAUGAAUCUGAUAUGACAACAACAGAAGCCGCCAUGCCGACUAUGGAAGGGGAUAUGUUAAACGACAAACAAGAGACGACACCUCAGACUGAUUUGUUCGAAACAACAAUGAACCCCGAUGUAAUGCACGAAACAAUGGCAGAAACAAACUCUUCCCAGACCACAACAAACGGACCGCCGAUGGCUGAGACAACACUAAGCCCUCAGGAAGAAGCAGUAACAACGACUCAUCCUGAAGUUUUAAUUGUCACUGAAAACAAUGAGCCAACAACCACUGCUAUCAAUACAAUGCCGAUUGAAGACGGUGUGACAGAAGUAUUGAUGAAAUCCGAGAAUUUUGACAAGACGGAAGAAAACACAGUUGCAAAUGAGGCCGAUCACACAUUCACGACUGCCGAAGAAGAAGAAAUAAACAGCGACCAUAAUAAUCUGAAUAAUGAUCUCUCUGACAAGAUGACCACCGUCCAUACUGAAAUGAUAAUGGACAGCACCACUCUUCCACCAGUCUCUCGCAAACAUAAACAAAUGGAUCUCGACAAUACGGAAGAACCGUGCCUCUGCGAUGAGCCUAAGGUGGUUGCCAAUUGCGUGGGCGGCCGAACAUUGCCUGACCCAAACUGCCCUUGCCGAACCACCUGUGCUAGACAAUCAGGAGAAUCAUGCUCCCCAGGGGAGCCCUGUGACGAAGAAUUUGGUCUAAGAUGCAGCCUGCAAAAUAGUACUUGUCAAGGUCCAUUAUCUAUCGAAGUUUUCGAUGUCACUCAUAAUUCUGCUAAAAUAAGAUGGGGAUCAACUGAAUCAGAGCUCCAGCCACAAGCUUUAGUGUAUUACACUUCAGCAUUCAGAGGUAUCCAUACGCAGUGGGAUAAAGUUAUCGGUAUCAAGCCUGCUAUUUUAGAAAAUCUUCUUCCAGGAAAAACUUAUUACGUGAAAGUUGAAGAAGAUGGAAAGCAAGAAAUAUCAACUUUCACAACCAAAGAGAAUGUUAUUGGAAAUAUGCCUAAGAUCUUGGUCAAGCAACGCAGCCAAACCACCCUGACCGUCGUCUGGGACGAUUUCCGUUUACCCAGCUAUCAUUCAGAAUAUAUCUUGGAAUACAAACCAUCGGGUGACAGUAGCCAAGACUGGACGAAAGUUCAAGCUGGAACUCAAACUAUUGUAACAGUGACGCAUUUGAAACCCAACACACCGUAUGACAUGAAAGUAGCCGUUUGGGAAGAUGAUAAACUAGAACUGCCAUCUGAAGUGAUCACAGCAUACACCGCAGAUGGAUGCGUGAAAGACAAUCGAAUGUACAAUGUUGGAGAGGAGUACUUCCUCGAGUGCGAUGCUCGCUGCGUCUGUAACGGAAACAAUGAGACCUCCUGCACUCCCCGCUGCAACGCACCUUACGUGAAGAUUGGAUCCAAAGAUGCAGAUCCCUUGUGUUACGAGAAACCUCUUCCAUCAGAUCCCUGCUGUGUCACCAUCAGAUGCACAGAGUCCAAAUUUUAUGGUGAUAAUGGAGAAUCCAAAAACAAAUCAGGAGAAUGUCCGGAAAUCUUUGAGGAUUCCGAAGCUGAAUCCAAAUGCUUGUCUGACUGUGACCAUGAUGGUGACUGCAGUGGUAAUCUGAAGUGUUGUCCAAGUUCGUGUGGUGGAGCUGUGUGUGCACAUCCACUGAUGCCAGAAGAUGUCUGUGAACACAUAUACUGUGGACCAAAUGCUGUCUGUGUAUCAGAGAAAAUGUCUUGCGAAUGUGCGGACGGUUAUGAAGGAAAUCCUCACGACUUCUUAACAGGAUGCAUAUUAGCUAAUUCCACCGAAAACAGCACUGAACCGCAGAGCAGCCGAUCAGGCUUUGAAUUAAACUUAGAUGACAAAGAACACACCGAAAUGAAAAACCACAGUACUGCCAACACUCCAGAAGAUAAAUCCAGCAGCUCUGAAAUUAAGAAUGAACUUGAAACUGAAAGCCACGACACCGCAAAAGAAGCUAUUCCAACCGAAACUCCUUUCCAAUUGGAUCUUUCUAAUAAAACUGCACUCCCGGAGGAGAAAGAAGAAACUACUACUAUGAAAGGAGAAGCGCCGGAUGACGAAGAAAACUUCCAUUAUAGAAGGCCUCAAGAUGUCGGAGCAGAUGAAAUGAAACCAGAUGAUGAGAAAACUGAAGAAAUAUCUGGUAGAGAAAUGAGGAAUCAAACUUCAGAUGCCCCCAUACCUUUCGACGGUUGUGAAUUCAACAAUGUUACUUACGAUCGAGGCGUUGCGUUCGAGGACGGGUGUGAGGCUCGCUGUACCUGUGAAGGUCGAGGACAUGUAUCCUGUGUGCCACGGUGCACCAUCCUCUCAGCAGGAGGACCCAGCUGCAAAGAAGUACAAGACCCCGAUGAUCAUUGCUGUAAGAUCAUGGUCUGCAGUUUUCCUGGUAGCACCGAAAAAGAAGAAGUUGAUGGUUUGCCCGUGAAAAUUAUGACUGCCCUUGCUCAAAAUGGCACAUCCAUACGGGUGCGCAUUGCAUUGUCCAUGUCUCGACUUCCCGCCAUGGUAGGAAGAGAUUUAUUUGAAGUAUGGUACCGAGAAUCCUCUGACAGCGACAAUGACCUGUCUCAAUGGAAUAAGAAGCUGGUGUCUCAGAAUGAGCUGACAGAAGUGCAACAAGGCGUUUUUGAGUUUGACAUCAAUGAUCUCAUGCCCCAAACCGACUAUUUCAUAAAAGUUGGAAAAGCGAAUCAAGGAUCUGAUACUUUAAACAUUGCUGAAUUCAGCAACACAGUUAAUGUUAAAACGUUUCCUGCCGCGGUGAAAACAGUCUUCCAAGGCUGUUUCCAUCACAAUCAGUCCUACAGUCUUGGUGAAAUCUUCUAUCAGGGAUGCGAACACAAAUGCAUCUGCCGUGAGAAAGGUUUCAUUGAAUGCCAGGACAGAUGCGAGAUCUAUAUCGACACUGUUGGGUAUGAAGGCUGUGACUGGGUACCAUCUGAAGAGGAUCCUUGUUGCACUAUCCCCAUGUGCAAUCGCCGCAAGAUACCUCUGAUGCCAGAUGGCCGUGUGCCUUUUACAGGAGCUCCUGAGAAUAUGUGCGUUGUUGACCAUAAUGAAAUGUACAGAGUUGGCGAUAUUUGGGAAUCGGGCGACGGUUGCAGGACCAAAAUUUGUCGGUGCACUUUGUUGGCCAACGGCAGCACUAGCAUUCAGUGCCAGAGUGAAUGCCCUCCCUUGGCCCCCAAUGCUCACAUCCCCACAGCACGUUGUCCUCAUCCAAUGCUCAUCAAGCCUGAUGGACCCUGCAGUUGCCCAUAUGUGGUCUGCAACGAACCGCCAAGACGUGUCGUACAACCGCCAAGACCUCAAUGUGAGUUCAAGGGGCAAAGGUAUGAUAUGGGUCAAGAAUUCCACGAUGGCUGCAUUGCCCUCUGCCACUGUGGUCAGGAUCUUCAUGUGAGCUGCGCACCCAUUGAAUGUCCGUACCACUUCUCGGCCGAAUUCAGCAAUUGUCUGGAGUGGGACAUUGACCCCAACUUCUUCCCCAUUCCCCCACACUGCUGUGCUCCAGCUAAGUGCAAAAAUGAUGGUUCCUGCAUGUUCAGCAACAGAAAAUUCGAAAACUUUCAAGUGAUACCUACCGAACUCCUUCCAUGCGGUGCAGGAUGUGUGUGCGUCAAUGGCAAUGUGACAUGUGAGAACAGGUGUCCGCCCGUAGAAGAUGUACCUCCUGUCAAUCUACCUUGUUCACCAAAUCUUGCCUUCAAAGGUCAUCCAGAUGGAGACACUUGUUGUUUACAAUGGAUGUGCAAGGAACCGUUGAAAACAAAUUACUGCAUGUUUCAAGGUUCAAGAUAUUUAGUAUCCGAACAGUGGGAAGUGCAAAAAGGCACCCAACAGAAGCUUUGUUCCUGUCGUCUGAAUGAAGUGGGCAGCCCUGAAGUCGAAUGCCGAGGAAACUGUCCUCAGAUUCCGGAAAAAUUCCUCCAACCCACUGAACAGUGUCUGCGACCUGUUAUUGUGAGCCCUGAGGAUCCUCUCAUGUGUCCUUAUGUGGUCUGCAACAACACUGUGUCAGGGCAUGAUCUUUAUAAUGUGAACGUAGUAGCGUUGAAUUCCACUGCUGUUCGUGUUCGAUUCUCGUUGUCCAACAUCUUGGUGGGUCUCAUCGGCCACGCUGAACUUCACUUUACCACAGACCCAACUCUUCCUCCCAGCCAAUGGCAUAUUCAGAAAUUCUCCCGCCCCAAGAGACUUUUCGAUAGUGCCAACAUCGAAUACAUCCUAAAUGCUUUGAGGCCCAACACUACUUACUUCUUGCAAGUCAAGAUUAAGAUAGAUGCUUUGCAAGGUGGACCUCAGAGUGAACUCUUUAAACUCACUAUGCCAGAGGAAAUAAUACCAACUACUACUACACCGACAACCACUACAACCACAGUCCCUCCCAUGAUGAUGAUCGACCCCAAAGCAGAAGCCCACGUCAUUGAUUCGAAGACUGUGAGAAUUUCUUGGAGGAAUUUCGAGCCUCAAGAAAAGAAAUACAUCUACGCAUUGCAGUUGAAAUACAAGAUGAAAAACGAGGCUGACGACAAGUGGAUCACAACACCGAUGAUUCACAGAGACGUGACUUCUUACUUCUUGCACGAUCUUGAACCAUCUGCAGAUUAUGUAGUGGAUGUGCUUUUCACCCCACCCAAAGACUUGCCGACGAAGAUAGUUUCCACCAAAGGUUUAAGUUUCAGGACAGCAGAAAAAAUGAAAGAAGACUAUCAUUUACAAGUUGCUGUUGAAGACAAUAAGAUUGAAACAGACAAAUCUUCAUUCUCAUUUGCUGGCAUUCCUGAACCCGUCACCAAGUACGUGCAUGUAAUAAAAAUCAUGUACAAAAGCAACGAUGGGGAGCAGUCUUACAGUUUCAAAGUUCCAAAAUCCAACCACAUAAUGCUGGAUCAUCUGAAGCCAGGCAAAAAAUAUUUAGCUCAGUUAGAGUUAUACUUGACGAAUGGUCAAACUUUGACAUCGAAUGAGGUAGAAUUCAUCACAAAGCCAGCAAAGCCGGAAGUCAAUGUAUCCGUAUCAGAUAAUGUAAUUAGUCAUGAAAGUCAUGGAAAUGGAAAACAGGCCGAAUUGCUUCAAAGUAAGGACAGCACCGAAGAAGAAAAUAAAGCCUACUUUAUUGCUUUGGUUGUAGUGGCUGUAGUGGCCGCUGUUGCUGCUUUCGGUUUCAUCCUGCUGUUGGUUCUUUUGGUGAGAAGGCAGGCCUCGGCAAAAGCUCCAAUUUCGAGAACCCCUUCAGAAUCUGCGUAUGAUAAUCCUACAUACAAAUUUAUAAAUAUGUUUCAGACUUAUGAUGGAGAAAGGCCCGAAGACAAAACGAACGGACAAACAAUUCAAACGACUCAAGCGUAGCCAACAGUUGCUGCAUAGGACUUUUUAUAAUCAUUUCAAGCAUUGACACCUGCCUGCAAAGUAAUUCGAUGGAUUUUAUAGAAGAAGGUUGCCUGGUGCAGUGAAUUGUGAUCCAAACGGUUGGGUAGUCAAUCUUCUUUUUUUACUGCCAUUUAUAUAUGGAAUAAAACAGAAAAUGAGUCAUUGGAGUUCUAUUCGCUAUGAGUGAAAUUUAGGUCAUUUGUGUUGUAGUCAGUUUUUUAAAAAUAAUGUCUUACUUACUUCAGGAAUUUUUUUUAUUAAAAAAUAUCUCUUCAAUAUCAGUUCAGAUAAACAAUGUGUUUAUGUCUCUAUAAAACGUAAAAUUAAAGACUUUAGAAAUUCAGAAACCACUGUGAUGUAAUUUCGUAGAAACAAAAUUCUUUGUGGCAUAUUAUUUUAAUUAUAGAAUAUUAUAGUUUAUCGGAAUGAAUUAUUUAAUUAGAAUAUCAAGCAGCGAUUUUGAAAUCUGUGAAUAUAUUUGUGAUUAUUUUGUACAAACAAAUAUUGAAAUUCAAGGUGACCUCUUGUUUAUGAUAGGUCGUAAAAUUACUUAUUUGUGAUAUCUUGCUCAAGAGAAAUUUUAUGAAAAAGAUUGUAAAAAAGAAGAAUAUAUUUCGUAAACAAAUUAUAAAUUUGUAAAGUAUGUGGUAAUUUAAAUGUUUAUUUAAUUUGUGUUGUUCUAUUGUUUAAAGUUUUAGUUAUUUGUUGAAGAUGUAUCCCUUACAUUAUAAGUUUUGCUUUUUAAUGAAAAAAUAAUAAUAAUACCCUCUAAUGUGUGUGCAACUACAAGUUUCAUAAAAAUAAUUAAAAUUAGUAAUAGCUUUUUAGAUAUAAGAUUUGUUCUUCUGUUUCUUAAGAAAUAAAGGAUUUAUUGCAAAUAUAUAUAAUAUCGCUGAAGUAAAUAAUUUUACUUUAAAGAAUUAAUUAAUGUGAAAUUUUUAAGCAAAUGAGACACCAAUGUAUCAAAUGGAAAUUCUCAGUUUCUUUUCCGCUUAAAAGUUCAGUGAAAUGCUUUUAUAAAUUUGCAUUAAAUCCUUCAUUUCUAAAUGUAAUUUGUGUGUCUGUGUUUUUAACUCAUAUAAUGAGCCUGAUUUUACAGUCAUUUCUGUUAAUGCAAUCAAUAUUAGAAAAAAUGUAAAAAGAAAAAAAAUUAUUAAAGCUAUCUACAUUCAUCCAAAAAAAAAGUUGUUUAUUGCAUGUGUUAUAUAUUGUACAGUAAGAGAUUUAUAUUUUUAUAUGCAUGUGCACUAUUUUCCAGAAUCCUUUUGUAAAGCACUUUGUAAUGAAUCAGAAUAUUAUAAUUAUGCAAAGUUUGUAUAUAGUUCAAAUAUUGUACUGCAGAUGUUUUAUGUAUCUUGAACAAGUCUGAUGAGACGUGUUGUAAAAUAAAAUUUAUUGA